Armigeres subalbatus is the source of this 1054-nucleotide messenger RNA. It is a transcript of the gene Tfb4, whose product is annotated as general transcription factor IIH subunit 3. NCBI's taxonomy places the organism in Eukaryota, Metazoa, Arthropoda, Insecta, Diptera, Culicidae. The transcript is spliced from 6 exons. The coding region runs from base 138 to 1004 and encodes 288 amino acids. The record is from RefSeq and is a predicted model, not a curated record. Gene Ontology annotation, cellular component: transcription factor TFIIH core complex; transcription factor TFIIH holo complex. Gene Ontology annotation, biological process: nucleotide-excision repair; regulation of DNA-templated transcription.
CAGUGGUGAAUAAAAAAUAGUCAACAAAAUGAAAAUGUCAAAGAAAGGGAAACAAAAACGAAAUCAUAAGUCUGUCAGUAAACUCUGUCGCCGCGGUCGCCGCGGUCGCCGAAAGUUUAAAUCGCUGGUGAUAUCAAAUGGAAGAAAACAAGGACGCCAGUCUACUGGUGAUCGUGCUGGACACUAAUCCAUCCCAGCAGAUAAUUCGUGAAAAUCCUCACCACUUGACCCAGUGUCUGGAUUCGAUAGUAGCCUUUGCCAAUGCGCAUUUAAUGCAGAAAGCGCAAAAUAAAUUGGCCGUUUUGGCUUGCCAUCAUCAUGCUACAGAGUUUCUGUUUCCAACACCAGGAAAGCCGCUAGACAUUCGGCAGGUUGACGGACAGUACGAAGCUUUCACGCUGGUUGAGAAAACUAUCAAACAAAAGUUGGCGAAGGUGAUCAGCGAGGCCCCUCGGUCGAGCGUCCCUUCUGAGUCGCUUCUGGCUGGAAGUAUGGCCAUGGCGUUGUGCUACAUAGCCAGGAUACACCGCAACAAACCUGCGGGAGUGAAGAUAAACUCUCGGAUUCUGGUCGUGACGGGAAGCAACGAAUGCGCUUCGCAGUACAUGACCUACAUGAACGUGUUUUUCACGGCACAGAAGCAAAACGUAACGCUGGAUGUAUGCGCCCUCGACAAACCGCUGAGUUUGCUGCAACAGGGAUGCGAUAUUACUGGAGGGCAGUAUCUGAAGCUGCCGCAACUGGAUGGUUUCCUGCAGUAUUUGUUGUGGGUCUUUUUGCCAGAACCACUCACUAGGUGUAAGCUGGUUCUUCCACCACCGGUCAAAGUCGAUUACCGUGCAGCGUGUUUCUGUCAUCGAGAAUUGAUCGACAUCGGCUACGUCUGCUCGGUGUGUUUGUCUAUUUUCUGCAAAUUUAGUCCAAUUUGCACCACAUGUCACACUGUGUUCAAAGCCCCAGCUCCAAUUGCGGCCAAGCCGAAGAAAAAGAAGAUGAAAACAUGAAGUAUCUUUUAGUUUAAUUCUAUUUGUAACAAAUAACAUACUUUACGAUA